AUGCCGAAGUGCCUGUUCAAGAACGCCGGCGGGGUUCCGGCAGAACAAGUUCCGAUCCCGGACGCUUCGCACGCGGGGCGGCGACGGGGGGACGUGCGGGGGGGCGUGCGGGGGGAUGAGGAGGAGCCGCUCUCCUGCUGCGCGAAGGAGAAGAUAACGACGGAUGCCAACCCGGAGGAGAGACAGCAGCAGCAGCAGCAGCUGUCAGGCUUACUGCGAGGCUGGGACCCGCUCCCCGGCGCGAAGGAAGGAGAUGUCACAACAGAUGCCAGCCCGGAAGGAGACCGGCGACGAACAACGCCGGUGCCGGUCAAGCUCGUGACCUGGGGCUGGGCGACCGCCUGGCUGUGCGCCGCCCUGGUGGGGCUGGUGGUUGUGGUGAUGGGCAUCGGCCGGGAUAACCCUCCGGUAGACUGGUCGGCUUGGACAGAAGACGCCCGGUCAGCGGCGGCGGCGGCGUCUACCACCGCGACGACAAGCGCGGGCGACCUCCCCCCCCCAGCGGUGGCGGAAGACUUCGCGGGGGGUGGAGGAGAAGGGGCUAGCACGGCGACGAGAGGGGGGGGCGACGGGAACGAAUCGGCGGGGCAACCAGGGGGUGUGCACCGGCUGGUGUCCGAUUGCGCGCGGCAGCUUGUGCUGCCCGGGUUCGGCUGCGACGAGCCGGUGCUUGCGGACCAGUACCGGGUGCCCUUGAUGGAGUCCGGGGACGCGUCCUGCGGGUUUGAGACCCGAAUGCCGGACGAGAAGCUCUUGGACUUGGCCUCGAAGUACGAGUUUCUCUUCAUUGGGGAUAGCACGACUCGCAGGCUCGCGGAGAGCUUCGUCUCGAUCGUUUCGGGUCGGGCGUCAACCCACCCGGUCGUGCAUCACCGCAUCGACAUGUCCAGGGGGGACCUGAAGGUUACGUUCCUGUGGGCGCCUUGCUGCUCCGUGGGCGGCGGGGUCAGCGCCGCCGUGCGGGACGCCCUGGGCUUCAGGAGCAGCACGUACGGUAGCGACAACAACUACGACGGCGACGACGAUGAAAACGACGAUGAAAACGACAGCCCCAGGCGCACGGUCAUCUUCACGGCUUUCGGGGUCCACGACGCCACGGAGCUGCGGAAGGCCGAGAGGGACCCGGAGCUGAACCAGUGGUAUCCGAUGGGUCUCCCGCAGGCGGCGGUGGCGACGGACGGGCCGACGGCGGCCGCCCUCCAGACCUGCCGGGACGCCACCCGCGAGCUCGUCGAGGUGGCGGCGGCGGGGGCGGGGGCGGGGGCGGGGGCGGCAUCACGGGCAUCAGUUGGCGACGGUGGCGGCGGCGGCGGCGGCGGCAAAGAUCCGUCUUUAUCGGAAGCAACAGGAGGAGGAGGAGGGGGUCAGGUAGCAGUCAACGCGGACGGCAGGAGGGACGGCAUCGCGGACAAGAAGCUCCGGGGCGGCGGCCGCGGCGGCGGCGGCGGCGACGGCGGCGUGUCGUCCGAGGUGGCGGUGCACGAGUCGGACGGACACGGCAGCAAUAGCAGUAGGAGCACCGAGGCCGCGGACGGCGGCGGCGGCGGUGGUGGUGGCGGGUCUCCUCCGCCCCUGGUCUUCCUGCUGCAGAACAACCCGUUCAACCCGGGCAGCGAGCACGACUACUUCCUGCAGCAGCUGCACAGGAUCCAGGAGCAGGUCAUAGACGAAGCUGCGGCGGAACAAGCUGCGGCUAAACAAGGCUGCGAACAGCACCAAGACUGCGAACAGCAACAACGAGGAGGAGGCGGAGGAGGAGGAAGGGUGUUCUUGCUGCGGGACAGAGAUAGCCUGUACAGCAGCAUGUCGUGCUACCGCAUCGACCGCUCGAUCCACUUCCACGAGCCGGUCAAGCUCGUCGAGGGAAAGAUGCUGUGGCAUCUGGUUGACAUUGCUGGGGCAAGCGGGAGCUAG
This is a messenger RNA of Ectocarpus siliculosus, 1914 nucleotides long. The record is from the annotation of a GenBank genome assembly. NCBI's taxonomy places the organism in Eukaryota, Phaeophyceae, Ectocarpales, Ectocarpaceae.